Molecule: messenger RNA, 893 nt
Organism: Cydia strobilella
Lineage: Eukaryota; Metazoa; Arthropoda; Insecta; Lepidoptera; Tortricidae
Product: spherulin-2A-like
Exons: 1
Coding region: 15-893 (292 amino acids)
Source: RefSeq, a predicted model, not a curated record
CACAAAAUUACACAAUGCGAACCCGGAUCAUUAUCAUGCUAUUGCCCGCACUGGCAUUCGGCAGAAUUAUCGUUCAUAUUAAAGCAGCAGCAAAAAACGAGUCAUCAGUACGCUUCACUGGGACUGACAGAAACAUCAUCAGCGACAUCGAAAUGAAGAGCUUCAACAUCACUUCUUCAAAUCUAAAGGCAGCUGUGCGUGGAUACUCUGGUGGAAGCCCUAAUGGUGUCUUUGUGAAAAGCCCUACGCCAUGGGGAAACUUGUAUGAAAGGUUCAAUUGGACAGAAGUUACAAGAGUAACAAACGUUAAAAGAGCAAUGAUUACUAAUAUCGCAACUGAGGCAGUAACACUAUCUAAAUCUAACUGUAUCAACCAAUCUAACAAUUCUGAAAUAGUUUGUGAUGUAAAAGCAGAUGUUGAUAACUAUGUUAAGAACAACUUCACUGGAAAACGAAUGUCAAUAAACGCAGAAUAUCAUAUAGAUUUGGUAUGUUUGCAUCGUAAAUUAGUGUUGCGUUUAGGUGUGAAUAACUUUACCGAAGAUCCUAUGAAUUUGCAAAUUAAAGAUAAAAUCACUUUAGAAUCCUCUCAAACUGCUGUGUAUGUAUUAAAUGCUACUAAAGUUAAUAUAGACGUGUUAGUGGACUAUGAGUCAAGUGUUUUUGGAGAUGUGGCCGCAAACUUUAAUCCAAGAUAUAAGGGUCAUCAUUUCUGGGUAUAUAAUUUAAGAGAGCUCAUAGCUGUUGGCAGUGGCAGUAUGUCAGCUGUUCAGAAAAAUAGUAAUUUAAUCACCAUGGAAUAUUUUAUCAACGCAUUUGCAUACGCAGUUGAUCAAAAUACUGGGAUGAUGAUUAGGGGAAAAAGCCACAUCGUGCCGCCCAGUGUUCAGUAA